AUGCCUGCUGCCAAUUCUGGUUCCGAUUCAGCUGCUGCUUCUCGUGUACCUUCUGCAGUUGGUGUAGAAGAAGAUGCAGAACCUGACGAGGCUGUGCCUACAAAUGAUGAUGAAGACGAGAUGAUGUUUCCUGAACUGGUCGAUGUAGCCAGUCAGCAAGCAGUGGAUGACGAAUAUAUGGAGGAGCCCAUCAGCCAAGCUAGGUUUGAUGACACUGACGAUGAAGAUAAGGUGGAGAACAUGGACAGCUUAAUCGAGGAUGAAUACGAUGGUGAUGACAUGCCAACAAUUGAGUGGAACAGGGAAAAAACUGAGCUUAGUGUAGGCAAGAGGACUGAAGAUGAAAUGUAUUCGAUCUGGCAAUGGCAGAUCCGUGGGAAGCCAUGCAUACAUGCCCUACAUCUGAUGACCGUUAUCGGGAGUGCAGAUGGUGAAGUUGAUCAAUAUUGCUCUGAGUAUUUCUCUGUUGCCAAAUUUAUGGUUACUUAUGCUGACAAUGUGCCUGCACUAUUGGGGAAAGAUCAAUGGAACAUAGUAGAUCCAGGGUUCAAACUCCACGCUCCUGUCAUUACUAGACCACCAAGAAGACCAAGGAACCAGAGGAUUAGAGCAGGUGAGGAGGGUCGUCUACCAAAGAAGCGUGCUUGCAAAAAAUGUGGAGUUCUGGGGCAUAUUGCUAGGCUUUGUACCAAUGCAGUGGAUGCAUCAUUUGGAGAGGAGGAAAGAUGGACAGCAGCCAAUGCUGAGGAGAAUGCAGCAGCAAUGGAGACUGAAGAUGCAGUGGAGAAUGCAGCAGCAAAUGAAGCAGUGGAGAAUGCAGCAGAAAAUGAAGCAUCUUGCUCUAGGGAGAAAAGGCCAAGAGAUGAAGAAGCAGAAGAUUUUGAAACCAUGGCCUUUGAUGGUUUUGAAGCUAUAAGAGAGGAAGAGGAGGGGGUAAUUUUUCCAAUUGUGCCUUUAAAGAUUACUGAACCCAUAGAUGACCGUCAAAUGGUCGUCAAGUGCUCGGCGAGUGGAACUACUCCAUCAGCACCUCCACGGGGAAAACCCCAAGUAAAGCCCAAGAUCAAAAGGAACAAGAGUCUGAAAGAAAAGAGCAUCUCAACUAGGGAAACCAGGAGCAAGACAGUGAAGCCAGCUGCAAACACAAGGAGCAAGUCGAAAAUUUGAAUUAAGUUGUUGGGAAAUGUUUGUGUUGUCAAUUUGAGGGCGAGUCGAUCGCUUAAAACUUGGUAGAUUUGUAUUAAGAUGUUGGCAUAUUAAAACUUGGUAGAUUUGAGCUACUGUGAAAACUUAUCAGUUGUAAUAAUGUUGCUUCUACUUUGGUUUCUUAUUUGAGUCAGAAUUCAAAUUUCCAUCAAAAUUUGAAUUUGGGCCAAAAUUUGGAUUCGAGCAAAAGUUGAAGUUGAACAUUGGAGGUUCAUUGCUCUGUGCGGUGUAUUUGAUCGAGCAUUUGAAGUCCAAUAUUCGUAGGUGAACAGUCCGAAUGAGAAAUGUGCUAGAAACGAGCUCGAAAGCUAGGGUAAACAACCCUAUUUGAAAUCAAGUUUUUUUUACCUUGCCUAAAUGAGGCAUAUAUAUUUUUAUUAACACUUGUUCCAUAUAUAUAGGGUAAAAACGAAGUCUCACUAUUUAUUGAUUAAUAUUCAUAUUACUACAUUUUUUUGAAAAAAUAUGCUUUUAAUUCAAAACCG
Molecule: messenger RNA, 1691 nt
Organism: Aegilops tauschii subsp. strangulata
Lineage: Eukaryota; Viridiplantae; Streptophyta; Magnoliopsida; Poales; Poaceae
Source: RefSeq, a predicted model, not a curated record